UAACCAUCCUUGUUCCUUUAUGGUCUAUUAUUAUCUAUGGUGUUUUUCUUAUCUUAGAUAACUUCUAUUUUCAGGUUUCCUUCAGUUUAAAGGUAAUUUUGUACAUGGCCAAAAUAACUCAAAAUGCAGUGACAUGAGAGAAGCACUUUUCAAGAUGAAUGUGAUGUCACUUGAGUUAUUGUGUUUCAAGGACGUUUGGAAAAUAUUGAAAAGCUGGGUAGUGGGUAAUAAAAGGGAAAUUAAUCUAUUUCCUCCGUCUCGGAAAAUUCAAACAAAGAACUCGUAAGGCCCUCGUUAUUUACACAAUCUCAUGAUUCCGAUCUUGGCAUUAGUCAACGAAUCACAUGAUAUCACCUCGUGACUUUUAAUUGCUCGCCGAAAAAAUGAUCGAUCUACAGUUUAUUGAACAGCUGUAGACGGCUUUCAUUUUCCAAAAAUUUAAAAUUAGAAACACAUUAUCAGCGGAACAAUCCGUCGAAGAAUAUUCUCUCCCGCCUUUAAAUAUAAUACCGCUAUAAAAAGGAGAUUUGUCAAAUUUGUAUAUUUAACUUUUUUUAUGUCGUGUCUCAUGUCGUUGUUGCUUACUCAAUACGUUAGUCCACCAUUACAAACGUAAAUAUUAAUCGAUCAUGCAGUAAGGGCUGUAUCGCAGGUUCCGAACUAAUGCGAACAACUUGAGCACAUGCGCAGUACAAUUACGUCUUAGGGCCCAUUAUAUAACAAUUGACAUCAACACCAGCGUUUACACCGAUCUUGCAUCUGUAAACUAUAACUUCCCGGCCAUUGCUGAUUUUAAUAAGUCGUUUGCUAGUAGUUUGACACGCGUUUAUUUUCAUUUGUAUGCGAAUUUUAAGCUGAGAUUAUAAUUUCAAUCUUUCUAGCGCUUCCAGUUUAAUUGAAAUCCAUGGGCAAUCGGCGUUAUCAUGAAAUCGACCAUACAUGUUCAACAAAUCAACUAAACCCCGGUAAAGCGGUUCAAGAGAGCGUAAACUUACUUGUUUUUCUUUCAGCUUCUGACGAGUGAAUACAGUAAGUUAUUUUUUUUCUUUAUUGCUUGUUUCUUGUCAAACCGAACAGAUAUUUACAGUUAGAAGACUGCUGUGGCCGACAAGAAUCCAAUUACGUCAGCAUGUUAGCUUGUCACUUCCAUCUGCUCGCUUUUGACAAAUUUACAUUCAACAAUUUGCGUCAUAGAGCUGAGAUAUAUAUAUAUGGACGAAUUGUCAAAGAGUCGUUCACAUUAUUACCAGAGCCAUUUGGGCUGUUUGUGUGUCGCACAUCAUUAGGUGAAAAAAUAGUCUUUCAAGGACUCAACUGGCCAAGACUUCCUGAGAAAGCGGUCAUUUGCAAGGAUUCAAUUCAGCUUAAAAUGAGACUUGCAAGGAAAUGAAGGCUUAGAAGAACAGACGAAAUAUGUAUCAAAACGAGCAGCCAUCGUGUUCAUACCAAGUAGAUAUUCCUAAUUCGGGCGGUGGCGACUACUGCACUUUAAAACAAGUCCAGGAUACCAAGACAACAGGGAAGAAAGCCAAUAAACCAGCCACUCGAACAACACAACAAGGUGCUCAGCCCAGCAACCAUAAACAGGAAAACAACAAUGGCAACCUUUCGCCGAGGCAGAAAGUUGCACGCUCCAAAUCAACGCCCGAAAGCUUAGUGCGAGGCGGCGAGGAAGAGCCGUCCAGACAAGCGAACGGUUGCCAGCCUGGUAACAGCUCUAUUGUUAUUGCCCCAGGGAGGAGAAGUACAGGGCAUGUUAGAGCUGGAGGCAGGCGAAGUCUGGGGAGUCUUUCUAACAGGGAACCACCAGCGCCCCUUUGUUAUUUUGCUUACUUGGGCAGGCUUACCCCAACAGCCAAAGGUUCCCAGAGGGUACCCAGGAGGAACAGGCUUCCUUCCGCUCACGAUAUUUUGGCAGAUCGGCCUGUUAUCCUGACCAGCACCUCCAUUGUGUCUCCGUACGCAACCAACGUUAUUUGCCAAGAAUUUGAAGCGUUUGAAGAACGUGAAAGACGGGGGGACUUCAUGGACCUGUUGGACUGCUGCACCUGCAUGUGCUGCGUCAAGGGACUGUUCUACCACUGUACCAAAGACACUAAGGAUGAGGGGUCAAUGGAGGAGAACCCGUGCUCGUGUGAGGGACCAGUGGGCGGGUGUCUUGCCCGGUGGGGUGUGAUGGGGCUCAUGUCCGUCUUCAUGCCUUGCCUAUUGUGUUAUCUUCCGUUUGAGGCUUACUUCAAGUGUGACGACUGCGUGAGAAAGAUGAAACACAGAAAUCAACAGAAGGACGCUCACGUGCCAAGCAUAAAGUAUUCACCAAAUGACGAGCCAUCAUCAAUGUCCAUGGAUUCCAGACGUGAACUAGCGAUAUAGAAGUUCAGGCUGCAGUUCAGAAGCAGAUUUUUCGUCAGAGAAUGAAAUGAUAUUGUGACUACAGUAGGUUUUCUGAUCGGUGUUAAAUGCGUCGUUCGUCACAGAUAACCAUGGUAGGACAGAAGCGGACAUUUUGUUGCAGCGCUCUCACCUCGACUUUAGUGACGAUUUUUGUCAUUGAAAUUCAGAAAACCCGGACGAUGCAUCAAUUGAUGAAAAAGACAGUUGCAAGAUUAUUUGAGGGUCUCGAUGAGGUGGUGGCCAACGGUAAAUAUUUUGGCUUUUUACAUUUAACGGCUAAAUUUUUGGCUGGUUUUACGGUCAGUGGUUUUCCCCAUUGAAACCGUCUAGUUUCGCGAAAUUAAAAUCGAGCGGAGGCAGCCAUGGCGGAAAAAGUGCAAGCCUACCGUGAAAUAAAGUUAUUAUCUGCCCGGCGUUUUUACCUCUGACUACACACAAAAAUACUGAUGUUAAAACAAAUAAAAUUGUAACACGCAUUACUAGUACAACGGCUGACUUUUAUUUGUUCAAAAACGUACAGAUCUCCACAAAUUACACGAGCGGAUCGUGCGUGGACUUAACCGACUGACAAUGAGAUAACUUUCAACAAAGUGUAACUUUGUAAAUUUCCGGAGUAACAGCAAAGUAACCCCCAGGCAACUGUUGCCGUGCUCAACGUUGAAAGCAGAAUAUCUUGAAAGGGUUUUUUUGUGUGUGUGCAGUUGGUGUAGGUGAAAAUAUAAUCGAUCCAUAAUAUUUGCAUGCGUUUUUGUAAAUAAGUAUUAUAUAUUAGUAGCAGUCGUACGUUAUCCCGUUAACACGACCACGUGACUGGCUGAGUUUUUUUUCAUUCGGACCAAGAAAAUGGUGGUUUUAAAAUUUACUUUAAUAUAAAACAGUUUAUGAAUACGAACAAGAAUCGAACAUGAUCACGAUCGAAUAUGAUUCAGUAGCGUUGACUUCAGUACAAAAUUAGCAGAACAUAAAUAAGAUGCAGAUAUAAAUAUGUUUCAUAUACCGUUUAAUAUGCGUCCUUGAUAGAAUUUAACACUUACUUAUCAGCUGAGUAAUCAAAUAGAAAUUAAAAUAAACAUUCAGACACGA
Messenger RNA from Orbicella faveolata, 3477 nucleotides. RefSeq lists its product as uncharacterized. Lineage: Eukaryota; Metazoa; Cnidaria; Anthozoa; Scleractinia; Merulinidae. The record is from RefSeq and is a predicted model, not a curated record. Gene Ontology annotation, biological process: negative regulation of Ras protein signal transduction; negative regulation of fibroblast growth factor receptor signaling pathway; negative regulation of MAP kinase activity. Gene Ontology annotation, cellular component: membrane; cytosol.